Emiliania huxleyi CCMP1516 is the source of this 1113-nucleotide messenger RNA. RefSeq lists its product as hypothetical. The transcript has 2 exons. The record is from RefSeq and is a predicted model, not a curated record. Gene Ontology annotation, cellular component: membrane. The coding region runs from base 1 to 1113 and encodes 370 amino acids. Lineage: Eukaryota; Haptophyta; Isochrysidales; Noelaerhabdaceae.
AUGUCUGCUCCGCCGCCGCCGCUGCCUCCGCUCGCGCCGCCCUCCUCCUCGGCCAGCGUCGCGCCGGCGCUCAAGGCGGCCAACUACCUCCUGCUGUUCGUCCUGAUCCUGUGCCUGACUUCGGCGAUCGACCUGGACGUGCUGCGCAGGGACUGGCGCCGGAUCCCGCGAGGCGUGCUGUGCGCGAUGCUCUGCCAGUUUGUCCUCCUCCCGCUGCUCGGCUUCUGCUCGGUGCUGGCCUUCCGUUUGAGGCUCGAGACGGUGGAGGGGACCAUGCUGCUCGUCAUCACCUCCUCGCCGGGGGGCUCGUACAGCAACUGGUGGUGCAGCCUCUUCAACGCCGACCUGCCGCUCUCCAUCGCCUCGACCGCCGCCUCGACCCUGGCGGCCGCCGCCGUGCUGCCGCUCAACCUCGCAAUCUACCUCUCCUUGACCUACGGUGGCUCGCUGCUGGGCGAGCUGCCGUGGGCGCAGCUCCUCACCUCGGUCGCCAUAAUCGUGAGCGGCGUCUGCGCCGGCCUGCUCGCCUCGCUCUGGAUCUCGCGCAAGCGGCGCGAGCGCGCCCCAAAGCUGCGCGAGCGGCUCAGCCUGCUCGGCAACGCGUGCGGGCUCGCGCUCAUCGUCAUCGGCGUCAGCUUCUCCUCGUCGAGCAGCGCGCCGCCCUGGAGCCGGCCCGGCGCCGUCUACGCCUCCCUCGCGCUGCCCGCCCUCCUCGCCGUGCCCCUCUCCGCCGCCGUCGCCUCCCUCCCCGCGGCGGGGCUGGUGAUCUACGGCUUCAUGCAGUCGAUGAUCGUCCUCCCCGUCCUGCUCGUCUCGUGGAAGGCGGGCUGGACGCACGCGCCCCCCUCGGCGCCCCUGCUCCGCGUCCUCCUCGAGUCGUGGCAGCCAACCUACCUCGACAUGCAGCAGGAGCAGCAGCAGCAGCAGACCGACAGCAAGCCACAGACCGCCACCGAACUGUCGUCCACCGGCAGCGUCGGCGCCGUCUCGCCGGCGCAGGCAGCCGGGGCAGCUUGCGGUGCCAGCGGCCAAAGAGGCACCGACACCGACGAGGGCGGCGCCGGGAGCAGCCCGGCUUGCGAGCCGGAUCUGCGGCCCGGCGGCUUGCGGUGA